Mizuhopecten yessoensis (Yesso scallop) is the source of this 3436-nucleotide messenger RNA. Its product is annotated as mucin-2-like. The transcript has 14 exons. NCBI's taxonomy places the organism in Eukaryota, Metazoa, Mollusca, Bivalvia, Pectinida, Pectinidae. The coding region runs from base 104 to 3436 and encodes 1110 amino acids. The record is from RefSeq and is a predicted model, not a curated record.
CAAGACUGUCGUACAGAGUGGUAAAUUUCACAGGUAUUUGUGUUUUUAGUCGAUUUCCGAGGAAUAUUACACCAUUAACAGAACUGACCGGGAGGACUUCGCAAUGAAAAGUCAACUUCGUGCAAUGCUGUAUUUUAUGUUUGUAGGCCUGGUAGUCUUGAUUGUCACGGAAGCCACAACGAUUGAAGAUCUGGAAGGUUACUGCAAUUGCAGUGAUUGGACAACAGGAAGUGAAACGAGGAUAGCUUCAACGACAACAACUACACAACCAGCAAGUUCAACGACCACGUCUACACCACCAACAAUGUCAACUACACUGACGACUACCUUAACGAACACAACAUCACCGACGACAAAUUUAACGACACAAACAUUACCAACGACAACUACACCGACGACAAUUACGUCGAUGACCACUACACCAACGACAACUGAACCGACGACAACUACACCGACGACAACUACAUCGACGACCACUACACCGACGACAACUGAACCGACAACAACAACACCGACGACAACUUCACCGACAACUGAAUCGACGAUUACUAAACCGACGACAACUACACCGACGACAACUAGACUGACAACUACACCGACGACAACUACACCGACAACUACAUCGACGGCCAAUACACCGACGACCACUACACCGACGACCACUACACCGACGACCACUACACCGCCGACAACUACACCAACGACAACUACACCGAAGAAAACUACACCGGCAACUACAUCGACGGCCAAUACACCGACGACCACUACACCGACGACAAAUACACCGACGACCACUACACCGACGACAAAUACACCGACGACCACUACACCGACGACAACUUCAACAACAACACCGACGACAACUUCACCGACAACUGAAUCGACGAUUACUAAACCGACGACAACUACCCCGACGACAACUAGACUGACAACUACACCGACGAGAACACCACCGACAACUACACCGACGGCCAAUACACCGACGACAACUACACCAACGACAACUCCACCGACGACAACUACACCGACGACAACUCCACCGACAACUACAUCGACGGCCAAUACACCGACGACCACUACACCGACGACAACUUCAUCACCGACCAGUACACCAGUGAAAACUGAACCGGCGAUAACUAAACCGUCGACAACUACACCGACGACAACUACACCGCCGACCACUACACCGACGACCACUACACCGCCGACAACUACACCACCGACAACUACACCGACGAAAACUACACCGACAACUUCAUCGACGGCCAAUACACCGACGACAACUACCCCAACGACAACUACACCGACGAAAACUACACCGACAACUUCAUCGACGGCCAAUACACCGACGACAACUAUACCAACGACAACUACACCAACGACCACUACACCAACGACAACUUCACCGCCGACAACUACACCGACGACCACUACACCGCCGACAACUACACCACCGACAACUACACCGACGAAAACUACACCGACGACAACUACACCGACGAACACUACACCGACGACCACUACACCGACGACCACUACACCGACGACAACUUCAUCAACGACCAGUACACCAGUGAAAACUGAACCGGCGAUAACUAAACCGUCGACAACUACAUCGACGACAACUACACCGACGACAACUACAUCGACGACCACUACAACAGCGAAAACUGAACCGGCGAUAACUAAACAGUCGACAACUACAUCGACGACCACUACACCAACGACAACUGAACCGACGACAACUAUAACAACGACAACUACACCGACAACAACUACACCGACGACAACUUCAACAACCACAACAAUACCGACAUCAACAAUACCGACAACAACUACAUCGACAACAACUCCAACGGCAUCAAUUUCACCGGCGGCAGUAUCACCGGCAUCACUUACAACGGCGGCAGGAUCAUUGACACUUGCAAAACGGAAACGGAGACAUAUUACAAGUAAUACAACUUUAGUAUCUGUAAAGACAGACGCGACAACAGCUAGAAGAACUAAAAUCGAUUGUAGGGAAUGGUGUAGGGAGUCUUUCAACUCUAAUCCGCCACUAAUAAUAUCACAUAAUUCAACCCAACAUUCAGCUACACAUCAGCCAACAAAAUAUCCGUCUCAUGUACAGGGAGGCUCUGCUUACACACAGACACCCACAAAAGGCUCUGCUAAUACACCAACACCAGCAGGAGGCUCUGCUCGUACACCAAUUCCUGAUGAAGGUUCACCUAAAACCACGCCAGAUGCAGGAGUGACAACAGCACUGCCAACUUUAUAUCCUUCAAAUGAACCAAAAUGGGGUCUGAAAAACCCAUCCAUAGCAUUGCAAAUGUAUGUUAACGACACCUUCUCUCAGGAUUUGAAAAAUAAGACUUCGGACAUGUUUAUCAAAUAUUCAGAGUCCUUUAAGAAAUUACUCACAGCGCUCUUCAACGACACAUAUGGUUUUAAAGGUGUUGAAAUCACGGAAUUUUUCCCAGGCUCAAUAGGAUGCAAAUUUGACCUUGUUGUUAAUGCAGCACCUAACGCGGAUCCGUUAAACAUCAGCUUCUUACAACAAUCCCUCGAGAAGUCGACGAAAUCAUUUCCCAACACGAUUACUAUCGGAAGUCGGACGAUUUCUAUUGAAGUUAACAGAUCAGUAUCGGAGAUACAAAAAGCAACAACAACAGUGUUUACUCAACCAUGCAAAUCGUUUCAAGUCAACUGCUCUAGUGAUACAGUCUGUGUGGAAGAUACAGGGAAGUUUGUUUGCAGCCAUAAAUGUAAUACCAAUAACACAUGCUCAAAGAAUGGAGAAUGCUUUGUGGACACACACGGAAACGUCAAAUGCAGAUGCAGAGAAGAUUCCACGUAUGUUUAUAAAGGUGACACGUGCAAAGAGAAGGAAAUGGUUUUCUUCAGCGGGAAAAACACAGCUAUCAUAGGCGCCUCUGCAGGGGCUGUCAUCGCCUGUUUUCUUCUACUUUUUAUCUUCCUGGGCGCUAGGUGGAGACACAAACGAAUUGGAAAAGCUGUAAAUGAAAAGCUGUCCGACCCUGAAGAGACUAGGAAAAAUAACUCUGAGAUCGAGAACGUGCCGAUGGAUGGUAUGGGGAAGACUAACCUGACGUACCGCCCAAAUAAAAGUAACCAACGCCAAGAAGGACGCGGUAACUACUGCCACGGAGAACACUCAGACAUGGAUAACAUAUACGAGGAUGAGCUUGCUUAUGAUGAAGGAAGGUACUACAGGGUGCUCAACGAUCCCAAAAGUAGGUCAAAGGCAUUGGUGUACCAGCCCUCUAACAUGUCGAGUCCUGAAAAGAGCAUAGAAACUACACCUCAGGUUGAUGAUCUCGAUUCCAAGCCGCCAUCAUAUAAUAGGAGACAAGAGAUGGGGCAUCAGCCAUUUCACGAUAUGGUCAACACGUUACAGCCGAUACCGAUGAAGUAG